AUGGGACAGUUGCUACAAGGAUCGCAGACGAGCUGGGCCAAUGCAGGACGCCUCCGCGAAGAAAAUGUUGGAAUGCUUUUAGAAGCCUUCAGUUGCUUCGACUCUUGCGCCGACCUUGCCUGGCAGCUGCUGGAGCGUGCCGAGGCGCGGGGCCAAUUCCCAGACGGGCCAAGCCUGGGCUGCUUUGCCGCCAGUUGCCGACGUCGCGGGAAGGGUGAGAGGAGCUUGCUGAAGAUCUACGCAAGAUGGCAGAGGAGACAGGGCAACGGUGCCCUAGAGUCCCUCUGCCUCAUCGCGGUGGCACGCCGGCUCGCCAUCGAAGGCCAGGCGGAAGAAGCCCUGCAGCUGCUGCAAAGUGCAGCUCAGCGGGUGCCUCUGGAAGCUGCAGCUGAUGGUGUUUGGUUGGCUUGUGGUGGACUCUCGGAGGAGCUGCCGCGGACGACUUGGACCAUUCGGUCCGGGCACGACUAUGCCAAGGAGCUGCGGCUUCUGCAGAGCCUUUUCCGCGUGGCUUCCAGGGACUCCAGCAGCGUCGCUGAAUUCAUGGAAUCCUAUGGAAAGGAGGAGCUCCCGCGCUGCAACAAGUGGCUGAAGAUCGCCGGAGGUCAAAAGGCCCAAGUCCUGAAAGUGGCGGCAGAGGCCAGCCCUGGAGGACUGGCCCUGGAGCUGGGCCUCUACUGCGGCUUCUCAGCUCUCCACCUGAGCUCUUCGAAAAGGGUCGUUUCUGUAGAGGCCGACCUCGCUCAUGCCCUCAUCGCAGAGACCCUCCUGAACUUUGCGAGCGUUGCACAUCAGGUCGAGAUUGUGGUUGGACAUACCGAGGACGUGCUUCCAUGGCUGCUGGGUGAAAUGCAGCGACGCAGCCAGCUGAACAUCGGCUUUGUGUUCAUGGACCAGCGCGGGUCCAGGUAUCACACAGAUCUUGACGUGCUGCUGCAGUCGGAAGUUCUGCAGGAUGGAGCCGUUGUUGUGGCAGACAAU
Molecule: messenger RNA, 981 nt
Organism: Symbiodinium sp. CCMP2456
Lineage: Eukaryota; Dinophyceae; Suessiales; Symbiodiniaceae
Source: the annotation of a GenBank genome assembly